UAACAAAGGUCUCGCGAUACUUAUUUCAGUGGCGGCUGUGUGGCCCCCUGUCUCAGCCCGGACGGAGUUGUUUCUGCCAUUUGAAUGAAAAACAGUCUGAAUUGCUACCACUUUGGACCGAUGAAAUAAUGGCUUCAGCCUUGGAGCAGUUCGUGAACAAUGUGCGGCAGCUUUCUGCUCAAGGUCAGAUGACACAGCUGUGUGAACUGAUCAAUAAGAGUGGAGAGCUGUUGGCCAAGAACCUGUCCCACCUGGAUACUGUGCUGGGUGCCUUGGACAUACAGGAACACUCCCUGGGGGUGCUGGCAGUGCUGUUUGUGAAAUUCUCCAUGCCAAACAUCCCUGACUUUGAGACACUCUUUUCCCAAGUCCAACUCUUUAUUAGUACCUGCAAUGGGGAGCACAUCCGAUAUGCAACAGACACUUUUGCCGGCCUCUGCCAUCAGUUGACAAAUGCCCUUGUAGAACGGAAACAGCCAUUGAGGGGUGUCGGAAUUUUAAAACAGGCAAUAGACAAAAUGCAGAUGAACACAAACCAACUUACCUCAGUUCAUGCAGACCUGUGUCAGCUGUGCUUGUUAGCGAAGUGCUUCAAGCCCGUCCUCCCGUUUCUCGAACUUGACAUGAUGGACAUCUGUAAGGAAAAUGGCGCUUAUGACGCUAAGCACUUUUUAUGUUACUACUAUUACGGAGGAAUGAUCUACACGGGUCUGAAGAACUUUGAGCGAGCGCUGUAUUUUUAUGAACAGGCAAUAACCACUCCAGCCAUGGCUGUCAGUCACAUCAUGUUGGAGGCCUAUAAGAAGUACAUUUUGGUCUCCCUGAUUCUGCAUGGCAAAGUUCAACAGCUCCCCAAAUACACAUCACAGAUAGUUGGAAGGUUUAUAAAGCCUCUCAGCAAUGCAUACCAUGAACUUGCUCAAGUGUAUGGCACCAACAACCCAGCAGAGCUGCGCGCCCAGGUGAACAAACACAGUGAGACCUUUACACGUGACAACAACACAGGCCUGGUCAAGCAGUGCCUGUCCUCCCUCUACAAAAAGAACAUCCAGAGGCUAACAAAGACUUUCCUGACGCUAUCCUUGCAAGACAUGGCGAGUCGAGUGCAGCUGUCAGGGCCCCAGGAGGCCGAAAAGUAUGUCUUGCACAUGAUUGAGGAUGGUGAGAUCUAUGCCAGCAUCAACCAAAAGGAUGGUAUGGUCUGUUUCCAUGACAACCCAGAGAAAUACAACAACCCGGCAAUGCUUCACAAAAUUGACCAAGAGAUGUUGAAGUGUAUAGAGCUGGAUGAGAAACUAAAGUCCAUGGAUCAAGAAAUCACAGUAAAUCCGCAGUUUGUCCAGAAGAGUAUGGGAACGCAGGAGGACGAUGUCGGCAGCAAAACGUCAAGUUAUUCCUGAGGGCCAUAGACAGGGUAGAACACUGCUACUGUUCAGGUUCUCGUUGGAUUACUUUUUUUUUUUUUUUUUAAGAGGAGAUGCAUUCUAUUGAGUUAUGGACAUUGGUCAAGGAAAAUCUAAAUGUGUGGAAUGAUAAUUUGGUUCUUUCUUUCACGGUGUCUUGAGGAAACCAUAACAAAACAAUUUUGUCAGUGUUUUAUUUAUCACUGUUCAGGUGGAAGAGCCACUGCUGCAUUAACAAACAUAAUAAAAACUGGACUUAUUUGUUCAAAAA
Molecule: messenger RNA, 1674 nt
Organism: Esox lucius (northern pike)
Lineage: Eukaryota; Metazoa; Chordata; Actinopteri; Esociformes; Esocidae
Gene: cops3
Product: COP9 signalosome subunit 3
Exons: 12
Coding region: 129-1400 (423 amino acids)
Biological process (GO): ubiquitin-dependent protein catabolic process
Cellular component (GO): COP9 signalosome
Source: RefSeq, a predicted model, not a curated record